CCUGCGCAUGCGUCCCGCGGGGGGCGGCGGCGCCAUGUUGUGCCCUGGGGGUCUGGGCCUCGGGCGGCGGCUCCUGACGCGGUGGGGGUCGGGGCUGUGGGGUCGCGGGGCUCCUCGGCCCCCCGCCGCCGCCGCCGGCCGCCCGCCGCCCCGGCCUCCCCCGGCCUCCUCUUCCUCCCCCUCGGCGUCGGCGUCGUCGUCGGCGGCGGCGGCCAUCGUCAGGCGGGCGCCCGGCCCGCUGCAGCCCUACCUGCGCCUCAUGCGGCUGGACAAGCCCAUCGGGACCUGGCUGUUGUACCUGCCGUGUUGCUGGAGCAUCGGGCUGGCGGCCGACCCGGGUUGUUUUCCGGACUGGUCCAUGUUGUCUCUCUUCGGGACUGGAGCGAUCUUGAUGCGAGGAGCUGGCUGUACCAUCAAUGACAUGUGGGAUCAGGAUUUUGACAGAAAGGUUACGAGAACAGCCAGCCGCCCCUUAGCCGCCGGGACCAUUUCGACUUUUCGGUCCUUCGUUUUCCUCGGGGGCCAGCUGAGCUUGGCCCUGGGCGUGCUCCUGUGUCUGAAUCGUUACAGCGUCGCCCUGGGAGCGGCGUCCCUGACCCUCGUGGCCAUUUACCCCCUGAUGAAGAGGAUCACGUACUGGCCGCAGCUAGUCUUGGGACUGGCCUUUAACUGGGGGGCCUUGCUCGGCUGGUCUGCCGUCAAGGGUUCCUGCGAUCCGUCCGUUUGCCUGCCCCUCUAUUUCUCCGGCGUUAUGUGGACGUUAAUCUACGACACCAUCUACGCCCAUCAGGAUAAAAGCGACGACGUCCGCGUCGGAGUCAAAUCGACCGCUCUUCGGUUCGACGGAGACACGAAGCGCUGGCUCGGUUGCUUUACCGUGGCGAUGCUGUGCGGGCUGAGUGCGGUGGGAGUCAACUGCGACCAGACCGUCCCCUUUUACGCCGCCGUGGCCGCCGUAGGAGCUCACCUGGCUCACCAGAUUUACACUUUGGACGUAGACAAGCCCGAAGACUGUUGGAAUAAGUUCUCUUCCAACCGCACGGUCGGACUCCUGCUCUUCGUGGGCAUCGUGCUCGGAAACCUGCGGAAGGAGAAGAAUCCGGAGGAGAAGAGGAAGACUCUGGGCAGCCCUGUGGUCAAUGAAUAAAUGAGAUUCGGUUCUACUGUCAGUAA
Messenger RNA from Ornithorhynchus anatinus (platypus), 1173 nucleotides. RefSeq names its product coenzyme Q2, polyprenyltransferase (gene COQ2). The transcript has 7 exons. NCBI's taxonomy places the organism in Eukaryota, Metazoa, Chordata, Mammalia, Monotremata, Ornithorhynchidae. The coding region runs from base 8 to 1147 and encodes 379 amino acids. Gene Ontology annotation, biological process: ubiquinone biosynthetic process. Gene Ontology annotation, cellular component: mitochondrial inner membrane. The record is from RefSeq and is a predicted model, not a curated record.